AUGUUUGGACGACGCGUUUACGCCAGUGCGGCAGUUCCCCGCCGUAUGUGGCCGGCACUUCACAUUCAGAGCAGUAGCCAAGCACUGCGUAUCCUUCCUUCACUCGCACCACUUCACCCGACUAUAACUCGGCAUGUUGCACUUGUGUCCGCCCCGCUCACAAGCCUCUCCGCGGUCGGUUUGUGUGAAUCCUCAACGGAGUUAUGCAAAGAUACAACGCAGUCGCAGGGCUGUGUCGUCCUGUCGCUCAUCUCAGCCUCGUGGUGCCAACCGCACAAUUUUCUCCCUCCAUUUGUGGCAGAGUGCACAGGGGUAAAGAAAGUGCUUCACUGA
Trypanosoma brucei brucei TREU927 is the source of this 333-nucleotide messenger RNA. RefSeq lists its product as hypothetical. The coding region runs from base 1 to 333 and encodes 110 amino acids. The transcript has a single exon. NCBI's taxonomy places the organism in Eukaryota, Euglenozoa, Kinetoplastea, Trypanosomatida, Trypanosomatidae. The record is from RefSeq and is a predicted model, not a curated record.